Chaetomium strumarium is the source of this 3383-nucleotide messenger RNA. RefSeq names its product WD40-repeat-containing domain protein. The transcript is spliced from 3 exons. Bases 232 to 3297 code for a protein of 1021 amino acids. The record is from RefSeq and is a predicted model, not a curated record. Gene Ontology annotation, molecular function: protein binding. NCBI's taxonomy places the organism in Eukaryota, Fungi, Ascomycota, Sordariomycetes, Sordariales, Chaetomiaceae.
CUAGACACGCUGGAAACACGGCGCCUUCGUGUCCGGCACGCGUUGGACCGAGUUUGUUGGUGCCACGGUCAGCGACUUUUGGGAUUCCAAGUGCGAUCUUUCUUUCUCGAACUGGAGCCGCACCAAAAUCCCUUAUCAUACCUCCGACUACCCCCAGCAUUCUCGACCCUCAGCCUCACCAACGAUCUCGGCGAAGGUGAUCACCACCAACCCGCCUCUGGCCAGAACGCCAUGGAGUCUCGCCGACCUCGAUCGAGCCAUAAAGUUUCCAUGACCUGGCUCGAGGACGAGGCCACGGUAACACGCCACCGGACGAUGCAGUUUGCCGAGGAGUGUAUCGAGACGAAGACGGUUACAACCACAACCACAACAAAGCGCUCAUACCCACCCCUCUUUCUCCGAGAACCGCGGGAUGUCCAUUCGCUCGACUCCAAAGAAUACCCCCUUGCCGCGCGGCCCACUCCGCCUGAGUUGCGAAGGCUGACAUUCAACCUUGACGACGAAAUCAAGGGCUGGGUCAAUGACGAAGAUGUAGAUGCUCAGCAGGCUCAAGAAUUUCAGACAACUGACUAUGCCGCGAAUAUCAAAUCUGAGCCCGGUGCCGAAAGCCCGCUGUCGACUUCGUCCCACCCUCCGAAUGACGUCCCGGGACCGCACCCGCGAAGGUCGCGUCGGUCAACUGCGAAAGCCGUUUCACCGAGCUAUACGCCGAUGCCGGCCAGAAGUACCCGUUCGGUCUCAAAACCUACCGCCAUGCCACUCCUCGCCUCUGAUAAAUUGCGCCGGGCUGUAGCACGCGGCACGCGUAAGGAGACCGCCAGGAUACUGCGUCACCCCUCGAACUACCUAGCCACGCCCACUACCUCCGACGUCGCUAGCGGCCGUAUGGAACGAGUCUCUCGGCUGAGGCCUGUGCCAGCAUAUGCCGUCGACUCUGGAGCGAGCCAGUCCACUUCCGUUUACGAUGCAGAUAGCGUUGCAGACAGUGACUCGCAAACGUUUAGCAAUGUCGCGACGCCGCCUGUCACGGACGCCGAGCUUCCACCCUUCGAGGACCCCGAUGACUCGCUGCCCGACACUACCCAUGGGCCGCAUUCGAGACGGGGCAUCAGCCAGGUAGCCGCUCAGGACGUCAGCCUUCCUAGUCCGCGGAUGUCGCCAACAUUAGUGGCCACCCAACUACAACCCAGCCAGGCCGAAGAUGAAGGCGAAGAAGCCGAGAACGCUUCCUUUUCAACGCAACUUACACGCUCCGGCCAACGACAGUGGAUGGACGACAGCCAGGCGACAGACGACACCGAGGUCCCGGGGGCGACGGAGCUGUCCCCUAUCCACUCUUCCAACUCUCUCUCUCGGUCAAAGCGCGCCUGGUCCUCAUACGUGGACCCCGGUUCCAUGCUGGAGAGCUUUAACGCCAUGCCAAAUGAGCUGAAGACGUGGAUGAUGUAUCAGUUCCUGCGGAGGUGUCCCCGGAAGACUCUUCAUGUGGUUGCCGAUGUUGUCAACCCCGCCCUCAAGUGCGACUUUCUCAAGCAGCUACCCAUCGAACUCAGUCUUCAUGUUCUGUCCUACUUGGAUCACCGCGACCUUUGCCGCGCGGCUCAGGUAUCCAAACAUUGGCGGCAUAUUGUGGAUGGCAAUGAAAGAGGCUGGAAGGAGCUCUUUGAUCGUGAUGGAUUCACCUUGCCGCCAGGAGAGCUCCAGAGAGCCAUUAACGAAGGCUGGGGGUGGCAAGAUCCGGUUGGAUUCGAGGGCUGUGAGGUUGACUUGAGCAAUCAAAGUCGACUGACUUCGAGUGAGACGGAGCUCAUUCGGUCCGCGGUCAAGGUGGAGAAAUCGGAGGUGCUGCCCAGGACCAGGAAUGCGAAGCGGAAGCGCGGCCUGACGCAGAUCAAUGCCGAUAGAGCCAAACGACGUGCUAGUGCCCAAGAGCCGAGAACGGAUAGAGGGUCGCCUCUUUCAAAGACGUACAGACUGGAGGGGCCGAUGUCCGCCGCCAACGCUGCGGCUAUUGCUGUUCCCGAUCCGCAGAUCGGGCUCCCCAGCCUGCGACAAAUGCACCUCUUCAAGUCGCUGUAUCGGAGGCACUACAUGUUCCGACAAAGCUGGAUGAGCGGGAAGGUUAAGCCUGGCCACGUUGCCUUUGCAGCCCAUCCCCGCCAUGUCAUCACCUGCCUGCAAUUUGACGACGACAAGAUCGUUACAGGCAGCGAUGACACCUUAAUACACGUUUACGACACCAAAACUGGCAAGCUGCGCACAAAGCUCGAAGGACAUGAGGGCGGCGUUUGGGCGCUGCAAUACGAGGGGAACACGCUGGUCUCGGGAAGCACGGACCGCUCUGUCCGUGUCUGGGAUAUCCAAAAGGGUAUCUGUACGCAGACAUUCUACGGGCACACCAGCACGGUGCGGUGCCUGCAGAUUCUUAUGCCUGCGGACACGGGCAAGGUUCAAGACGGCAAGCCGGUCAUGAUGCCGCCAAAGCCUCUCAUUAUCACAGGCUCCCGUGACAGCCAGUUGCGCGUCUGGCGCCUGCCCGAAGCGGGUUCCCGACGAUACAUCCAAACCGGCCCCCCGGCUAACGACGACCAAUGCCCGUUCUUCAUCCGAAUCCUUGCCGGGCAUACCCAUUCAGUCCGCGCCAUCUCGGCCCACGGAGACACUCUUGUCUCGGGCAGUUACGAUAGCACCGUCCGAGUCUGGCGCAUCAGCACCGGUGAGCAGCUGCACGUCCUACAUGGCCAUGUCCAGAAAGUAUACUCUGUGGUGCUUGAUCACAAGCGCAACCAGUGUAUCUCGGGCUCCAUGGACUCGCUGGUCAAGAUCUGGGACCUCCGCACGGGAACGUGUCUCCAUACUCUCGAAGGUCACAACAUGUUGGUUGGUCUCCUGGACUUGCGCGAUGAAAAGCUAGUUUCUGCCGCGGCGGACAGCACGUUGAGAAUCUGGGACCCGGAGAGUGGCAAGUGUAAGAAGACGCUCGAGGCGCACACAGGGGCUAUCACGUGCUUCCAGCACGAUGGGCGAAAAGUGAUAUCCGGAAGCGAGAAAACGGUCAAGAUGUGGGAUGUCGAAACGGGCGACUGUGUCCAGGACCUCUUAACCGACCUAAGCGGCGUCUGGCAGGUCAAAUUUGAUGACAGGCGGUGUGUGGCCGCUGUGCAGCGGGGGAGCCUCACCUAUGUUGAGAUUCUCGAUUUCGGUGCGGUCCGUGAUGGCAAGCCGCCCGAGGAGUUGGGCAAGCGAAGGCUGCUCAACGAAGCCGAAGUUCAGCGGUUGAUCGCCGAGGAGUCAUGAUAACGCUGAGCCAUGAGCCAUCCGGGUCCUCGUGCAGGUUUGGGUGCUCCAAGCCGUUUCAGCGUGGCCUCAUCUACGGCGAUCCU